AUGGGUAAAGUUUUAUCAAAAGUUAUGAAAAAAUUAUCAGUUGACGGUCCUAAACGUAUUCUAAUGCUUGGUUUAGAUAAUGCAGGUAAAACAACAAUACUUUAUCGAAUGAAGCGUACAGAAGACUUUCAUACGGUACCGACUAUUGGUUUCAAUGUUGAAACAAUAUCUCCAUGUCGUGGAAUUUCAUUAACUGUUUGGGAUGUUGGUGGUCAAGAUCAUUUAAGAACAUUAUGGCAUCAUUAUUUUGAUAAUGUUGAUGGACUUGUAUUUGUUAUUGAUUCCACUGAUGCUCGUCGUCUUAAUCUAGCUAGAGCUGAAUUAGAAGGAGUUUACCAACAUGAAUCAAUGAGUAAUGUUCCACUUGUUAUUUUAGCUAAUAAACAAGAUACUGAUGAAGCUUUAUCAGCUGAAUAUAUAGCUGAAAAACUUAAUUUAAUUCAAUGGCCUGAUGGUACUUAUUAUAUUAUACCAUGUUGUGCACUAACUGGAGAUGGUUUAACAGAUGCAUUUACAACGUUAGCACAAAUGAUUCGACUAAGAAAGAAAUCACGUCGAUUAGGCAUGAUCUAA
Messenger RNA from Rotaria sp. Silwood2, 573 nucleotides. NCBI's taxonomy places the organism in Eukaryota, Metazoa, Rotifera, Eurotatoria, Philodinida, Philodinidae. The record is from the annotation of a GenBank genome assembly.